GGCACUGGUGGGCACAGGUGGGUGGGCACAGGUGGGUGGCACUGCUGGACACAUGUAGGUGGCACUUCUGGGCACAGGUGGGUGCACUGCUGGGCACAGGUGGGUGCACUGCUGGGCACAGGUGGGUGCAAUGCUGGGCACGGGUGGGCGGAGCUAGUGGGCGCACUGCUGGGCGGAACUUGCGGGUGGCACUGCUGGGCACCGAUCAUCAGGGCACUGAUCAUCAGUGCCCCGAUGAUCGGUGCCGAUCCCCGCUCUGACAACUGCCGGUUCUCGGCAGUACUUUCCUCACGAUCUGACAGCGUGAGGAAAGUGCAGCCGAGAACCGGCACUUGC
This is a messenger RNA of Staurois parvus, 336 nucleotides long. NCBI's taxonomy places the organism in Eukaryota, Metazoa, Chordata, Amphibia, Anura, Ranidae. The record is from the annotation of a GenBank genome assembly.